Messenger RNA from Ochlerotatus camptorhynchus, 3837 nucleotides. It is a transcript of the gene loaf, whose product is annotated as lost and found. The coding region runs from base 2354 to 3376 and encodes 340 amino acids. Lineage: Eukaryota; Metazoa; Arthropoda; Insecta; Diptera; Culicidae. Gene Ontology annotation, molecular function: protein binding. The transcript has 7 exons. The record is from RefSeq and is a predicted model, not a curated record.
GCGCUCUCGACCGUAAUGAAUUUUGCAUUUUCAUUCAAAAACUCAUACACCUUGGUCGAACAUGCGUAUACACCCACUUUUGGGUAAAAGUUUUCUAAUGAGAAUGGAGAGAUGGUGGCAACCGCAGGAGUAAAAGGAUAACAGACGCACGCCUUCGGGUCGAUUUCCAGUGAGGGGUGUUGUGAGAGUGAGUACCGGUGAGUGCUAUCAAAUCGCACCCUAAUCAACGCCAUUCGAAGGAGAACUGUUCUCAGUUGUACGCUAGACGGAGCUGUUUCAUAACCUUUUUCCUAAACGGGCUGCAGAGUGGACCACUCUAUCCUACAGAAACGGUGAAUCUCCAAAAGGGAAGAAGGGAAGAUGUUCUUACCAUCCUGACCCUAGUGAGUGAAAGAGAGUGGUUGAAGUUGAAGCUGAAGCCUUUGUUGGGGACCUUUUUGGGGUUCGAAAAUUGAAGUAAACUAUAAAAUUGUGCUCAAAAUGUAGUCCUACGUGUGAAAGUGAUUCGUUGAAAUCAUCCGACGUGCUGAAAGUCCAGUGAAAACACAGUUUUUGCUGUGGAUACUUUGGUGGAAAAGAGCAAACUGUUUGUGUACUAAUUUAUCGAUUUUUUCUGUGCAAGAAAAUCCAACCGAUGAGUAGAAGUAGCCGUGACGGUAGAAGAUUGGUUGAGUUGAACGCCGAACCAUCGGGGAAGCAAACCUAAUAAGUUUCGGUUGGCAAGCGGAAAAGUUUGCAGAUCUUUCAUUCCGUAGCAGAAAAAAAACCAAAGAACGACCCGUGUGGCGAUAAUUGGGGUGCUUAAGUGCAUCAACGUGUCCAUACAACUGCCGGCCGGAUGAGCAUUUCGUCGGACCAGCACCUAUUGAAUUCUUUACAGACUUACCGCUUUCGCCCUUCGGGGUGAAAAAAAAAAUGAAAUUUAUAAAUUUCGACCACAAAGAGGGUUUUUCCAAGGGACAGUACGAUAAUUAAUGAUCGUAAUUUAAUUUUCCACCAACGGCAGUAGUAGCUGAAACCGGCAAAAAGAAUGCUGCUACAGUUGGGAAAAUAGGGUACGCGAAAGAAUUAUCAUGCCAUAAUAAAUUAUAGCAAUUGAUCGUAGCGAGAUACGAACCCGAACGAAUUCCACUGAACUCGCUUGGAGUUGUUGUAUAGUUUGGAGAAAAAAAAACAAUGAUACAACACUCCCACCCGGAUGGACAGUAGAAGGGCUGAGGAAAAAAGCUACAGUACUUCGCAGGAUAAAAAGAGUACACACAUCCGGUGCCUACCACGGUUACAUACGGGAGCGGAAUGUGUAAAAAAUGGGUGUCGAUACAACAGCGGGAAAUAGCAGUUUGGCCGCUACAUUUGCAGUAGGAUGUGAAUUGUGAAACAAGGAUCAAGCAGCACCGGUCGGGGCCCACAAUAGAGUGUUGGUCAAAUAAUAAACAUACGUAGUAACGAGAGCACGACCGACACACACUCGACUCGGUUCCAACGUAGAAUGGAGUGCACCCUUCUCGAACUGCAACUGCCUGUUAGUGAAUGAAAACAUAUCAAAUUGUUCGUGAAAACAGGAAAAAUAGUGCGGUGAACGUGUUUUAUUCGAAUGCAUAUACCUAUAUGCAAGUGCAUGUGGUCUGACCAGGGAGUGCAUAUACUGAACUAACAUUCCGUAAAGAAUCGAUGCAAUUGUUUCUGUGAGUGCAGUUCCAAUUUACCAAAGAAUGAAAAAAAAAUUGAAUGAAUAAGCGGGUGGAAAAGUAAUUUUAAAUUUUAACUUGAAUUUAAUUGAAUAACGAUGAACGAGCGAUCCGAGCGGGUAUGUACAUUCUUGCAUUAGCUGCGUGUGACGCUUAUUCGAGGAAAAAAAAAGAAAGUGGUAGUGAAAGAGUUCACCGAAAAAAAAAAUCAAUUUUCCAUGCAAUUUAUUUUAAAUUUGUGCGCUAAAGCGUAGCACAGUUGGAGCAGUUCUGGGCAUACAGUGCAAGAAGAAAAAAAAGUUCAACUGAAACGAGAAAUUGGCAGAUAUUGCAUCAGACGGAGGAAACAGCAAUAAAACAAAAACUUUCGUUUUUAAUGCCAAUUUGGAAAAAUCGAAAUAAUCGAAUCCGGAAUCCUGCUGGUCAGCUCUACAAAACAGUCGUCAACGGUCACGGGGUAGUAGGGAGAAAACUUUCCCAUCCAGUCAGCGUGUAUAAUUUAUAUCGUUGAUGGUCGAACCAGCGAAACGAUUUCAGUGUGCACCGGUUCCAGCAAAUUGGAUUUAAAUGAAACAAAUCGAACACGUGUCAGUGUAGAGGUGUCUCAAAUAUCGUGGUGAAGAAGUUGAACUAAAUUGCUCGGGGUGUGGCGGUGCUGUAGGGUUAUGGCACCGACUUCGUGUGGCCCUGGGAGGCCACCACCGCUGCCAGGUGGCGGCGGUAGCGGAUGGCGACGACGGCGGCGAUCAACGGCGAACCCGCUGAUGCUGGUCCAAUGCUGGACCCUUCUGCUGGUGGUGACGGGGAUCCUGGCGAUCGACCUGCAUACCGUCAAUGCCGAGAAAACAAAAGCCUAUCACAUGGAUUCAAUCUGUAAAACUCAUUUUUUACAACAACUAUAUAGGAAAAUAGAUGGUGCUACACUCUCCUCCAAGAACGAGAGAAACCUAAACUGUGUUAUCACAUUUCAAACACACUCGAUACUGCAGAGAUUUAUGUUACGUUUCGAUAUGCUACAAUUAGACUGUAAUGAUCAUUUAUAUGUAUAUGAUGGAGCACACGCUGUCGGUACACAUAAGGCGGAUUUAACCUGUAAGGACACAAAACAAUCAGUGGGAGCGCUGUUCACCAAGACGAACUUUCUCACAUUCAAGUACGUGACCGAUAACUGGGGCACGGAAACGAACGGUUUCAAAAUGGUUAUAACCUCUAUCAAGGAUUCCAAGAUCAACUGUGCCGACUUUCGGUGUACGCAGCCGGAGUUUUGCAUAUCCCAGGAGCUGGUGUGCGACGGCGUGAGUCACUGUCCGGACGGAUCGGACGAAGCCAUCGGGUCGCUGUGUCCGGCACCGAACGAGUACAUGACGACCAUCUUCGGGUUGGAUCUGAUGGUGCUGAUUCUCGUCGGCGUGGGUUGUCUGGUGGCGUGCGCGAUCAUCGUGUUCUUGACGAUUUGUGUGUACCUGCGGAACUCGCGAGCGCCCAAUCAGCUCCAUUCGUCGAUACAAUUGAAUCAGAUGAUAGAAUCGAACGGUUCGUCGAAGCAUCUGCAUGGAACACUGCCGCGGGAAACAACAACGCUACCUGCUUCGGGAAACUUGCAUCACCCUGCGGGACCAUUAGGGUACCUCCGCAUUCCACACAAAUUGAUGGCCAAAGUCCGUCCCAUUUGGUGCCUGGCAAAUUAAGACAAUUAGGUCCGGAUUUAUCGCAGCAAACCUCUCAGAAAGAUGAGUGGUUUGUCUAGAGCUAGACAGGAAACACAUAGAGCAACAAAAAUGAACAAUUAAAAUCACCGAAUAAAAGAAAGAAAUCUACUAGCACGAACUGACAGCAGCAGAGGAAAAGAAACAACUCAACAGCAAAAAUGAUUCUUGAAGAAAAAACAACAACAACAUGCAGCGGAACAAUAGAAAGUUAGAUUGAGCAACAUCACGAGUGAAGAAACAUCAACUAAAAGCCAACUGAGAUAGUAGUAACAACAGCAAGAAAAUCAAGCGAAAGCAACAAGAAGCAACGAGCACAGCAGCAUACCAAGAUCACGAUCACAUCACGCGAUACGCUUGUGGAACUUAUCUUCUCAGAAUGAAUAGAAAAAAAAAACACAUUCACAACAACGAUGUAACUUAUUUCACGUUUUAAAGAUCAA